GGCUCGCUGCUGAAAAGCCUGCUGGAUCUUCCAGUGACCUGCUGUUCUUUCCUGCUUUCCUGUGUGUUUUUUGUCCUUUCUAGAUUUAAAUUAAAAGCAAAGCUUGUUCCUCCUUUUCCCUUGUCUUUUAGACAACAGCAAAGAAGGACUGUUAGUUUCAAGGUAGUGUUACAAGAGGAACAAGGUUUGGACUGUAGUACAUUCGGAUGGAGGUACGUGUUUGUUUUUGUAGCUUGUUGGGGACAUUUGCAGAAGGACAAGAAGGGGGACAGUUGGAUGUGGUUCUUCAGAAUUACCUGGUCUCAUGAGCUGUCAUUCAGGGAGAGACAGACACUAAAAGGACAUCAAGAGUGGGACUUCAGAAAUCCUGUCCAAGUGUAAGUAAGGGGAUCUGUUUUAUGAGUACCCCUCAUUGGAUGCACUGACAGCCUUGUGGUAUCCGGGAUCGGAAAAGACAUAGCCAGAUUCCCAGCAGAGAAGCUCGAUCUGGGGCUCUAUCCCAGGUGGAGGGAGUACAAAAGGGUGCGGAGGGUCAAGGGAGCGAGUUGGCCAUCAGACCAAAAGCCUCUCUCCUGUGACCAUGUACCCACAGGGUAGACACCCGGUACCUCUGCAGCCUGGACAGUCAUUUAAGUUCACAGUGCUGGAGACUCUGGACCGCAUUAAAGAGGAGUUCCAGUUCCUGCAGGCUCAGUACCACAGUCUCAAACUGGAUUGUGAGAAGCUGGCCAGCGAGAAGACGGAGAUGCAGAGACACUACAUCAUGUACUACGAGAUGUCCUACGGACUCAACAUCGAGAUGCACAAACAGGCAGAGAUCGUGAAGCGACUCAGCGCUAUCUGUGCUCAAAUCAUCCCUUUCCUCUCUCAGGAGCAUCAGCAGCAGGUUGUUCAGGCAGUGGAACGUGCCAAACAGGUCACCAUGGCAGAGCUCAACGCGAUCAUAGGGCAGCAGCAGCUCCAGCACCUGUCUCACCACACUCCAGGUAUCCCUCUCACUCCUCACCCUUCAGGCCUGUCUUUGGGUGGCACGUCUGGACUGCUGGCCCUCACCGGAGCUCUGGGAGUCUCCUCCCACCUCACUAACAAGGACGAACGCAAUCACCUUGACCCCGAGCACCUGCGAGAGGGUGCACCCAGCAGGAGUAAAUCAGUGUCGUCAACAGACAGUCAGGCAGCAGAGGAUCGUCAGGGUCCGUCAGGGGUUUAUUCUUCACAGACCAGCAGUGAUGCCAAACGGAGACGGUGUGAUGAUAAAGACGUCCUCACGUCUCACUACGAUAGUGAUGGAGAGAAGAGCGAGGACAAUCUUGUGGUAGAUGUCUCAAAUGAGGAGCCUUCCUCCCCCAUAGACAGUACCCCUCUUUCUCCUCAUGGGAAUGGUUUAGACCGAGCUCCCACCCUGAGGAAAGAGCUCCCAGGAUCCCCGAGUCCCCCACCGGCCACCCCACCACACAGCCCCCCUCCUGACAAGAAUAAGGACACUUUGCAAAGAGAGAAAUCUCAGUCCCCCUCCUCCAAAUCAGGCAAUUCCUCUCCGUCCCACCAUGACCCUCUUACCCCUGGUCCACCCGGGCCCAGCACUUCUUGUUUACGCCUUGUCAACAAACCCGCCUCCUCAGCAGACCCGCUGGCUUUGCGGAGUCCUUUGACUAUGACACCCGGUUCUUACCCGACUCACUUUGGGGUUGUGUCUCAUGCUGGGCUCAAUGGAGAGCUGGCAAGCCCAGGUGGGUUUGGAGGCUCGCUGACCCUUUCACCCCAAAUCAGUGCAGCAGCCAGUGCCUACACACGCAGCCCUAUGGUAGCAUACGAAUCUCGUUCACAUCUUAGAUCCUCAGGGCUUUCGUCCUCACUGCCUAGCUCCACUGGUGGCAAACCUGCAUACUCAUUCCACGUGAGUGCAGAUGGUCAAAUGCAGCCGGUGCCCUUCCCUCCUGAUGCCCUCCUAGGCCCAGGUAUCCCCCGGCAUGCCCGUCAGAUCCACACCCUCAGUCAUGGAGAGGUGGUGUGUGCGGUCACAAUCAGCACCUCCACACGUCACGUCUACACCGGUGGGAAAGGCUGCGUCAAAGUUUGGGACAUCAGCCAACCGGGCAGCAAGAGCCCCAUGGCCCAACUCGACUGUUUGAAUAGAGACAACUACAUCCGCUCAUGUAAGAUACUCCCAGAUGGGAGGACCUUGAUAGUUGGAGGUGAAGCCAGCACGCUAUCAAUCUGGGACUUGGCCACACCCACUCCACGUAUUAAGGCCGAAUUAACGUCAUCGGCUCCGGCCUGCUACGCUCUGGCCAUCAGUCCAGACAACAAGGUCUGUUUCUCCUGCUGUAGUGACGGAAACAUCGUGGUCUGGGAUCUGCACAACCAAACGCUUGUCAGGCAAUUCCAGGGCCAUACAGAUGGAGCCAGUUGUAUCGACAUCUCUAACGAUGGGACCAAACUGUGGACGGGGGGUCUGGACAACACUGUGCGCUGCUGGGACCUGAGAGAGGGCCGACAGCUCCAGCAGCACGACUUCACUUCACAGAUCUUUUCUCUGGGUUACUGUCCUACGGGAGAGUGGCUUGUAGUGGGAAUGGAGAGCAGCAAUGUGGAAGUGCUGCACGUCUCCAAACCAGACAAAUACCAGCUGCACCUUCACGAGAGCUGCGUUCUCUCGCUCAAGUUCGCCUACUGCGGGAAGUGGUUUGUGAGCACAGGAAAGGACAAUCUGCUGAAUGCAUGGAGGACACCAUAUGGAGCGAGUAUCUUCCAGUCAAAGGAAUCCUCAUCCGUCCUGAGCUGUGACGUCUCCCCAGAUGACAAGUAUAUUGUGACAGGAUCUGGGGAUAAGAAAGCCACAGUGUAUGAGGUGGUGUACUGAAUGCAAAAAUGAGGAAUAUGUAAUUGGAUGGAAGAAAAAGAAUGGCAAGCAUGAAAGAAACAUGGCAAGCAUGGUGGGCAACCAUGGCUCUUCAAUUUGCUGUUUUCUGUAUACAUCCUGGUCCUUUCGCUCUUACUAAUUAACCAUAUCAAGCACUUGAGCAACACACCAGCCCAAUACAUCGACAUCAAGGGUGUGAGUUUGGGGCAGCGUUUUUUUUUUUGUGACCAAUGGAAGUAGUAAUGUAUAGUGUUCGAGAAAACAGUAAUUUUCACAAUUCGGUUCGAUGAUGCUAGUUGCGCAGAAAUCACCUGCACAACUUUCACCUUCUAAGACAUUUUUUCACAAAAUUGGACUAAAAGUGGAAAAUAACAAUUUUUUACCAAGAUGAUAAC
Molecule: messenger RNA, 3258 nt
Organism: Xyrauchen texanus (razorback sucker)
Lineage: Eukaryota; Metazoa; Chordata; Actinopteri; Cypriniformes; Catostomidae
Product: transducin-like enhancer protein 4
Exons: 20
Coding region: 581-2863 (760 amino acids)
Biological process (GO): negative regulation of canonical Wnt signaling pathway; regulation of DNA-templated transcription
Cellular component (GO): transcription regulator complex; nucleus
Molecular function (GO): protein binding; transcription corepressor activity
Source: RefSeq, a predicted model, not a curated record